This is a messenger RNA of Aspergillus tanneri, 1488 nucleotides long. Its product is annotated as hydroxyacid-oxoacid transhydrogenase. Gene Ontology annotation, cellular component: mitochondrion. The coding region runs from base 1 to 1488 and encodes 495 amino acids. NCBI's taxonomy places the organism in Eukaryota, Fungi, Ascomycota, Eurotiomycetes, Eurotiales, Aspergillaceae. The transcript is spliced from 3 exons. Gene Ontology annotation, molecular function: metal ion binding; alcohol dehydrogenase (NAD+) activity. The record is from RefSeq and is a predicted model, not a curated record.
AUGGUAUUACCAACCGUCCGCGUGGCCCCCUCGGCCGCCAAUAGAGCCCUCAACCUCCUGCGCACCGUUCAAUACACUCACCCGCCUUCUUGUCCCUGCCAUUCGAAUCCCAAUCACCACCAUCAUCAUCGCACCCCCACUCUGGCCGAACAUGUUCGCCGUCAUAUGGCCACUCCGGUCGAUCCUUCGCGCCAGAAGGAAUACGCCUUUGAAAUGGCCGCGUCUAGCAUCAGAUUUGGGCCCGGAGCCACGAAGGAGGUCGGAAUGGAUUUUGCCAACAUGAAGGCGAAGAGGGUCUGUGUCGUCACCGAUAGCACAGUGGCCAAAUUGGACGCUAUGAAGCAGGCUAUUGAGGGUCUAUCGCGUGAGGGUAUCGAGUUCACCAUCUUUGACAAGGUUCGGGUGGAGCCUAAGGACUAUUCAAUUAAAGAGGCGAUUGAUUUCGCAAAGCCUUAUAACCCGGAUGCAUUCCUUGCCGUGGGUGGUGGCUCGGUCAUUGAUACCGCAAAGCUCAUGAAUCUCUACACCGUCUUCCCUGAAGCUGACUUCCUGGAUUUCGUCAAUGCCCCUCUGGGCAAAGGUCUCCCGGUAACUAAGCCAUUGAAGCCCUUGGUAGCCGUGCCCACCACCGCGGGCACCGGAUCAGAAACCACAGGAACCGCGAUUUUCGAUCUGGUAUCCAAGAAGGCGAAAACCGGCAUCGCCCAUCGGAACCUGAAACCUACCCUGGGGAUCUGCGACCCGCUGAACACACGCACCAUGCCCUCCGCGGUUCAUGCAUCUUCCGGUCUGGACGUACUCUGCCACUCCCUUGAGUCGUGGACCGCUAUUCCAUACAAUGAGCGGACUCCGCGUCCCACCAACCCCAUCAAUCGUCCCGCGUACCAGGGGUCUAAUCCCAUCUCGGAUAUUUUCUCAUUGCAGGCACUCCGCAGCACAGUCAAGUAUCUCCCUCGGGUGGUCAAGGAUCCCAAUGAUAUCGAAGCUCAGUCGCAGAUGCUCUUGGCUGCGACACUAGCCGGCGUCGGGUUCGGCAAUGCUGGUGUCCAUCUCUGUCACGGCAUGAGCUACCCGAUUUCCAGCCAGAACCCCGGGUACAAGCACGCGGGCUACGAAGUCGACUACCCCAUCAUCCCGCACGGGGUGUCGGUCGCGGUCACGGCGCCGGCUGUCUUCCGAUUCACCGCCGCCUCCAACCCGGACCGACAUCUGGCCGCCGCUGAGGCGUUUGGGGUGGAUAUCUCCAACGUCAAGCGCGAAAGCGCCGGCGAGGUGCUAGGCGAAGCAUUGGCCGUCUUCCUUGACAAACUGGGUGACCAACCGCGCGGAUUGAAGGACCUGGGCUUCAAGCCGUCGGACGUGGAGUCACUGGUGGAAGGCACUCUGCCGCAAAAGCGCGUGCUCAUGCUGGCCCCUAACCUCAGCGAGGAAUUGGAGGCGGAGAAGACGGAGUUGAGAAAACUACUGGAACAGUCGAUGUCGUACUAG